Ananas comosus (pineapple) is the source of this 1377-nucleotide messenger RNA. RefSeq names its product auxin-responsive protein IAA17-like. NCBI's taxonomy places the organism in Eukaryota, Viridiplantae, Streptophyta, Magnoliopsida, Poales, Bromeliaceae. Gene Ontology annotation, biological process: regulation of DNA-templated transcription. Gene Ontology annotation, molecular function: protein binding. Gene Ontology annotation, cellular component: nucleus. The record is from RefSeq and is a predicted model, not a curated record. The transcript has 5 exons. The coding region runs from base 90 to 971 and encodes 293 amino acids.
ACAACCCCUCCAUUGUCUCUCUCUUACAUCUCUCUCUCUCUCUCUCCUCCUCUCCUUCUUCGUCUUCUUCUUUCUCUCCCCAUUUGGCGAUGGCUUCGCCAUUAGAGGAGCACGACUACAUCGGCCUCGCCGGGGGCUCCGCCAUGGACGGCGCCUCCAAGCUCUCUUCGUCGUCGUCGUCGUCGUCGUCGUCGUUGUCCUCCUCCUCCUCCUCCACCAUCUCGGCCGAGGCCCACGACCUCAAGGGGACGGAGCUCCGGCUCGGGCUCCCCGGCUCGGAGUCGCCGAGCCGGGUCGGGCUCGCCCUAGGGUUUCCGAAGAGCUCGGUCUCCGGGGGGAAGAGGGGGUUCUCCGACUCCGUUGAUGGAUCCGGGAACUGGGGUUUCCCCGGGAGUGGGCGAUCCGAGGUGGGGUUGGGGAGAGGAGAGCUCGGCGGUGGGAGGGUCGCGGGGCUGGGGAAUUCGGCGUCGCAGGAGACGAAGGAGCAGAAGGAGCAGGUUGCUUCAGGUGGAGCUGCUCCUGCAGCGAAGGCACAGGUCGUUGGUUGGCCACCCAUUCGUAAUUACCGGAAGAAUACAAUGGCUUUAAGUCCACAAAAGAACAAAGAAGAAGCUGAAGGAAAACAAGGGCAAGAAUGCCUUUAUGUUAAGGUAAGCAUGGAUGGAGCCCCAUAUCUUAGAAAAGUGGAUCUCAGAACAUACUUCAACUAUAAAGAGCUUUCCCUGGCGCUUGAAAAGAUGUUCAGCUGCUUUCUUGUUGGUAGGGAUGGGCCAACUGAGAAUCUGAUGAUGGAUGCUAUUAAGGACUCUAAAUAUGUCCUCACUUAUGAAGACAAAGAUGGUGAUUGGAUGCUUGUUGGUGAUGUUCCAUGGGAUAUGUUCACAAAUUCAUGCCGUAAGUUGAGGAUCAGCAAGGGGCCAGAUGCUACUGGAAAUGCUCCAAGGGCCGCAGAGAAGAAGAGCCAGAUCUGACAGGGCUUGUGAUCAGUGCAAGUGUGAACUGCGAACCCCUAAAAUGGUUAGUUGCAACUUAUUAGGGCCCUUCUCUAUACUCUUAGGAUCUAAGGGUCUCUUUAGGGCAUUUUCUCUCUCUCUAUGUUGUAGUCUAUUACAUGUUUAAGUAAAGCCUUUUACUUCCUGAUAUUUCCACGAGAUUUCUAUCGGACUGCAUCGUUCAGCCGCUGUAUUAUUCUCCCCCCCGUGUCAUUUUCAUUUCUUUUAGAUGGCCUACUUUUUGUUUGCUCCUGCUACUGGAAUGCUGUUUCCUUGUUAUUUUCUCGAGCGGCUAUUUCUCUCCCUAAACAUUGAUUGUUGCUUAAAGAGGGCUGGACCUUCUUCUAAAACGAUGUAAUCUUAAUGCCGUCGUCUACUUUCGUCA